AUGCAACAUCCACUCCUUAGCAUUGCAUUCCUCGCCUCUCUGGCCUCUGGCUACUGGCUACCCGAGACACUGGGCAAAGACCAGUUCAAGACCUGCGUCGUCCCCAAGUCCAAAGGCGACGACGCCCCGACCAUUCUCUCGACAGUCAAAUCCUGCGGCAGCAACUCCCGCGUCGUCUUCAGCGCCGGCACGGAAUACAGCCUCCUCACCCCUCUAAAGUUCUCCGGCCUCACAAACGUAGAGUUCCAAAUCGAGGGCAACCUCACCCUCUCAGACGACCCGGCCGCCGUCUCCGCCGUGGUCAACAACCGCUCCAUUUACCCGGGCCACUGGAUCACCGUCGCCAACAGCAAGGGCGUCACUUUCACGGCUUCGAAUGCCCAGGGCGGCGGCUGGAUUAACGGCCACGGCGAUAAGUGGUGGUCCAGCGCCAACGUCAGCAGCAAUAAUGGGCGCCCGCACAUGUUCUCGUUCGGUGUGACGAGUUUGCGGCUGCGGGGGCUCAAGAUUCUUAACCCCGUCGCGUGGUGCUUCUCGAUAAGCGGGCAGGAUGUCUACAUGACUGACACCGUGCUGGACGCGCGGUCCAAGACUGCGUUCCCUUUCAACACGGACGGUAUUGACGUUGGCGGUUCCGAUAUUGUCAUCGAUGGGUGGACCAGCUGGAACGGCGACGACAUCAUCAACGUCUCUCCGCCGGCUGUGAAUGUGACUAUGCGCAACGUCGUCGGAUACGGCACGCACGGAAUCUCGGUCUCCUGCGCGUCUGGCUCGGGUAGCGGGUACCUGUUUGAGAACGCAGAGAUCCACGACUCGCUGUUGGGAGCUCGCUUCAAGGGCUCCGUGGGCACGACGUGCCAGAUUUCUGAUGUUACCUGGCGCAACUUCACAAUCACCAACACUGCUUACCCCAUUCACUUUAUCGAGGACUAUGUCGAUCAAGAAAAGGGCGCUGCCGGGAAGGAUGCUUCGCUGGCUGCGUUUGCCAAGAACUUCCGCUGGGAGAAUAUCAAGGCGCAUACUGGCUCGGGUCUCAAGGACGGCAGCUGUACCUCUAGCCCAUGCUGGAGUCAAAGUCUAGGCGCCUCAACCAAGAAGGGGUUGUACCUUAUGUGCAAAGACGCGGCGCAUUGCCAGGACUUCACCUUCAAGGACAUCACCCUCGUCGCAGCUGAUGGCAGCGCAGGUGAGAUGGAGUGUGUUGGACUGGAAGGAGCUACAGGCCUCGGCAUCCCUUGCACGAACGGCACUUUGACCGGAAGCAAAUAG
Messenger RNA from Colletotrichum abscissum, 1269 nucleotides. Its product is annotated as exo-polygalacturonase. Bases 1 to 1269 code for a protein of 422 amino acids. Gene Ontology annotation, biological process: pectin catabolic process. The transcript has 3 exons. NCBI's taxonomy places the organism in Eukaryota, Fungi, Ascomycota, Sordariomycetes, Glomerellales, Glomerellaceae. The record is from RefSeq and is a predicted model, not a curated record. Gene Ontology annotation, molecular function: polygalacturonase activity. Gene Ontology annotation, cellular component: extracellular region.